AAGUUUACAAAUUUUUAUUUUUUUCAUAUACCCCUCGCAAAAUCUAUACCAGUACUCUCCGCCACCUUUGUACAUUCUAAAAGUAACAACAUAAAAAUUCUAUCACGUCACAUUUUUUUUCUACCCCCAAAUAUUUGUUUUUAGGAAUCAUUCUUAACUCUCGAUCUUUGGUGUUGCAUCACUUGUUUAGUUUAAAAGAUAUUCUUUGUUUAAUUAAAAAAAAAAUGUCGCGUAGACAGUGUAAUCAUAGUUGUGAUCGCUUUUGUUAUGUUUGUGGACAAUUUAUAUUUAUAAAGAAGAAAAGACAUAUGACGGAAUCGUUGAAAAUUGCAUAUCUUCAUUAUUUCGGAUUUCCUGUGGCCAAUCAAGAAAAAAACUGGGCUCACUAUGUGUUUUGUGAGAGCUGUAGAAUCACUUUACUGUGAUGGUCAUCCAGCAAAAACGUACACCUAUCAUUUGGUACACCAAUGUUGUGCAGGGAACCAACUAAUCACGAAAAUGACUGUUACUUUUGUGUUAUUAAGACUUCGGGUUUUAAUAGGAAAACUAAGUCGGGUAUUGUGUAUGCAUAUGUCACUUAAAGAGGGGGUGUUUGGCGUCCCACAAGUACGCAAAAUCAUAAGUGAUUUUAAGUUUGAUACCUACUCUUUUAUCUACGACUGAAAGAGUUGCUUGGAAUUCAUUCAAAACUGUUGUUAGAGACUUUUUAAGCAAUAAUAAAAGUGAAAACAAUAAAGAGAUAGUGAGUGAUUCAUUACAAAAUUAUCAUAAGAUGGGUGUUAACAUGUCAAAUGAUUCAUUUUCUACAUUCCCACUUGGAUUUUUUCCGGAAAACUUAGGAAGCAUGAGCGACGAACAAGGAGAGCAUUUUCACCAGGAUUUAAAGGCUUUUGAAGAUCGUCAUCAAGGCUAUUGGGACGAAAAUAUGUUAGGAGACUACUCCUGGUCUAUAUUAAGAGAAACCGAUUCCGAAACCUACAAAAAGAAGUCCAAAAUUAAUCAUUUUUAGUUGUUUAUGGUCCGUUUUCUCGUGUUUUUUAAAUUAAGUAUAAUUCCAAAUGUGGACGUGAUAGAUUUUUUUAAAUAUUUUUCCUAGAGUACCUAUAGAUAGAUAGAUAAAAUUCAACAACUUUCAUCUGGGGUAUAAAAACCGUGUAAACUAGUGUAAUUUAUUAUAUCUAUUUAAUAAUUAGUUUGUUUGCUAAUUUGUAUAAGGAAAUAGGAAGUACGGACUAGGAGCAGUUUAUAUUUCGGACCGUGGUUUGGGUGGUACAAAGUACUUAACUUUGCAUAAUUUAUUUUAAUAUAUGUAUAAUUGCGGAGACAGCAACUUUUCAUUAUUAAAACUCACACUAUCAUACCUUUAUUUAUUUUUCAGUUGAAACAAACUUACCUGAUUUGUUUUUUUGUUUUCAUGACCCAUAAACAAACGUGCUAUGUAAAACAGCAAUAUUUUGUUGUUUAUUUUAUUAAAACGAUUUUUUUUUAAUUCUUGAAUUUGGUCGUUUCAUUAUUAAAAGUUUUGUGAAAACAUAUUUCUUUAUUAUUUUGUGUCCACAUUUCAAAAUUUGGUGAAUUUGUACAAGCACUCUAAAAUAACAUUUCUAAAAUAUCAUAUUCAUUUAUAUUUAGACAAUUCCCAAUGAUGAAACUAAUAAAUUAUUAAAGGAAUUUUGAAACUGAACAUAGUUUUUGUUAAAAUAUUCUAACUACUUUCCAGUUUGGCCAGGUGGUCCUGAAAGUUCUAAGACCUAGCAAGAGCAAUAAUACAUAUAAAGCAGGGAUGAGUACAGAGCACCUAUCUACGAAUAAAAAAAAUAUUUUUAACAAAGGCCAGGUAAAGAAAGCGACACCUAAAUCAAAAACACAUUUAAGCACUUUGGUACUUCACACUUUAUAUAGAAUUAUUAAUGCAUAAAGCAAAUUGUUUAAAAAUAACAAAGUACUACGCAGAUCAUUAAUGGCUUCUAUGAAAUACUAAUUAUCAAAUGUUUACAUAAAAAAUGGAACUAUCCUAUUAAAAAUUCCGGUGUCAUGGUCCAUUCCGUAGACCAGUUAAUGAGUUUUAAAUGAUUUUCUGAAUCAUUUUCUUCUCAUUAUUUACGUCAAUGACUUAUUAAUUAUAAUAAACAAUUAAGUUGCAAUAGUCUAACGGUCAGUAUGUGUUCCGAUGUGGUGUAAGCAGCGUUUGAUAGUGAUAAAAUAAUUCAAUAAAGUGUAAAGUGCUGUAAAGGAUCAUUGUACUUGGAAUUAUUUAAGGUAUUUUUUUCAAAAUCCUAAUAAACAUCUAUUAAUCAUUUUGUCUAUUGUACUAGCUGUUAGUUUUCCUUAUAGAUAAAUAAAUUAAUAAUAAUGGAUCAGCAAUAUCACUAAUCGAUCAGAGAGUAGAAUCAGAGUCAGAGAAUUAUCUGACUAAAAAAAUGAACAAUCAAUAACUUUAGCAACUUCGAUAGAUUGGGCUACUCAGUGGCAACUAUUGUAAUGCAAAACCAUACAAAAAAGAUUUAUUUUCAUAUUUACCUAUCAACAGAGCAAGAAACAGUUUUCCAAUCUGAAUUUUCAAAAGCAUAUUUCCAUACUUUUCAGAUGUCCCAACGCGGAAAGCCAAUUUUGGUAAUAGCAACAUGCGUGCUAUUUACUCUUCUCCUUCCAACGAACACAAAAUACGUCAGUCCUAUUUCAUCACUUUUAAGUUUUAUGAGGGACGAAACAGAUCAGUAUGACAAUGAGCCACCCGACCGAAUAAACUUACUUUCUUCAUACGACUUCAUAGUCGUAGGCGCCGGCACUGCAGGAUGCGUGCUAGCAAACAGACUUACAGAAAUACCAGAUUGGAAAGUACUACUCAUUGAAGCUGGAGCCAACGAAAACUAUGUAAUGGACAUACCCAUUCUAGCAGCCUAUCUACAAUUUACCUCCGCCAACUGGGCUUACAAAACGAAGCCAUCCAAUAAGUACUGUGCAGGAUUUGAGAACCAACAAUGUAAUUGGCCACGAGGGAAAGUAGUCGGAGGAUCCAGUGUAUUAAAUUAUAUGAUAUACACACGAGGAGCUAAGCCAGACUACGAUAAUUGGCAAGCUAUGGGAAAUGACGGCUGGGGAUGGGAUGACGUGCUUCCGUACUUCAAAAAAGUUGAAAAUUACAAUAUUCCAGCCUUCGAUAACGAGGAUUAUCAUGGACAUAGUGGAUACGUCAAUAUUGAGCAUGCACCCUUUCGAACCAGCAAAGGGAAAGCCUGGGUCAAAGCAGCUCAAGAAAUGGGUUUCAAAUAUGGCGAUCACAAUGGUGCCAAUCCAUCUGGAGUAUCUUUUCUUCAACUGUCAAUGAAAAACGGAACGAGGCAUAGUUCUAGCAGAGCUUAUUUGCAUCCAAUAAAUGGGAGAAAUAAUCUUCAUGUAUCCAAAGGCAGUAUGGUUACUAAACUUAUUUUUGACAACACUAAUACCAAAGUUAUUGGAGUAGAAUUUGAAAAACAAAACAGAAGGUACAAAGUCUUAGCUAAAAAAGAAGUAAUUUUAUCUGCUGGAGCUAUAAAUUCUCCACAACUGUUAAUGUUAUCCGGCAUUGGCCCAAAAAGUCAUUUGGAGUCCAUGAAAAUCAAAGUUGUACAAGAUUUACCCGUCGGAUAUAAUUUAAUGGAUCAUGUUGCGGCUGGUGGAGUACAAUUUGUUGUGCAAAAACAAAAUUCAAGUUUUUCGUCAGAAUCAAUUUUAAGCAAUAUCGGUUUGGUAUUUCAAUGGAUGACAACCCACAAAGGUCCACUGUCCGUCCCUGGAGGAUGCGAAAGUCUUGUUUUCAUGAAUUUAAACGACAAGUUUAAUUCUUCAAGUUGGCCAGACAUGGAAUUGCUCUUCAUUGCUGGUGGAUUGAAUUCAGACCCACUUUUACGUCGAAAUUUCGGGUUUAACGAACAAAUCUAUUCUGACACGUACGGUCCUUUAGGUAAAUCCGAUACUUUCAUGAUCUUCCCCAUGUUGCUGCGUCCAAAGUCAAAAGGACGAGUCAUGCUACAGAGCAGAAAUCCCAAAGAAUAUCCGGCACUAGUACCAAAUUACUUUGAUUAUGACGAAGACUUGCAGAAAAUCGUAGAAGGAAUAAAAGUAGCUGUAGACAUUUCGAAGCAACCCGCGAUGAGAAAAAUUGGUGCGAAAAUAUAUGACGUACCGAUCAAGGAUUGUUUGAAAUAUGGGCCAUUUGGUAGCGACGCGUAUUAUGCUUGUCAAGCAAAGAUGUUUACUUUUACGAUAUACCACCUCAGCGGAACAUGUAAGAUGGGACAUAAGAACGAUUCGACGGCUGUAGUCAGUCCGAGACUAAAAGUUCACGGCGUUGAAGGAAUAAGGGUGAUCGAUGCAAGCAUUAUGCCUGAUAUAGUAUCUGGCCAUACAAAUGCUCCAGUUUACAUGAUUGCUGAGAAAGGAGCGGAUAUGAUCAAAAGCGAUUGGGGAAAAUUAUGAUCAAUUCAGAAUACUUAUCAGUGUUUGUGUAAGUGUGCAGUAAUCAUUUUAGUAGGCACCUGUGAUAUUUUAAGUACGUAGUACAUAAUUUGUUUGUCUUUAUCUUAUACAUAUAAUAUGUUUGGUAAGCAAUUACAAUAUUAAAAAGCAA
Helicoverpa zea (corn earworm) is the source of this 4609-nucleotide messenger RNA. RefSeq names its product glucose dehydrogenase [FAD, quinone]-like. The transcript has a single exon. The record is from RefSeq and is a predicted model, not a curated record. Lineage: Eukaryota; Metazoa; Arthropoda; Insecta; Lepidoptera; Noctuidae. Gene Ontology annotation, molecular function: oxidoreductase activity, acting on CH-OH group of donors; flavin adenine dinucleotide binding. Bases 2482 to 4458 code for a protein of 658 amino acids.